UGACUGUAGCCUGUAUAUUGUGGUGCCGUACUUUUCUAUCUGAUAUACAUCAUUUAAUGCGUGUACAAUUUAUACGCGACUAUGUUUUUUGUAUAGUGCUUAAAAAUAUAAUAAUUGGAUUCAAACUCUACUCGUUUUACAUUUGUCGGCAUUACAUGUUAACAUUGUAAACGCUAAAUAAAAAAAUCAUCAAAAUGGCACAUUACAAAGGAGCUGCCAGUGAAGCUGGCCGUGCUAUGCAAUUAAUGAAAAAACGGGAGCUUGCUCAAGCUGAAAUAGAGUUACGUAAGAAAAAAAUUGAAGAAGAAAUGAAACUGUCAAAUAUAGAAAAUAAGUUUGCCAAACAUUAUGAUUCUUUGGAGGCACAGCUCAAGAGCUCGACUAUUGGUUUGGUGACCCUAGAUGAAAUGAAAGCUAAACAAGAGACAGUUGUCCAAGAAAGAGCUAAGAGAUUAGUACAAAAAGAAAAAGAAGUGGAAUUUGAAAAGCAAAGACAAUUAGAAGCAAAACUAGAAGAAAAACGAAGACAGCAACGGAAGAUUAAAGCAUUGUCAUUUAUUGAAGAUAUGUCUGAAGAAAGCGAAGUAGAAGAAGAAGACGAAGAAGAGGCAGAAGAAGAAUCUACCUUUCAACCUUUACCUAAAAAAAUCAAAAAAAAUCCAGAUGUUGAUACAAGCUUUUUACCAGAUCGUGCCAGAGAAUCUGAAGAGAAUUGUUUACGAGAAACAUUAAGACAAGAAUGGACCGAUAAACAAAAAUGCUUAAAAGAAGAAGAAAUAAGUAUUACAUUCAGUUACUGGGAUGGUUCAGGUCAUAGACGUACAAUUGUUAUGAAAAAGGGUAAUACAAUUUAUCAAUUUUUACAAAAAGCACUAGAACAACUACGUCGUGAUUUUGGAGAGCUCAAAACUAUAAUGGCUGACCAAUUAAUGUAUGUUAAAGAAGAUUUGAUAUUGCCACACCAUUAUUCGUUUUAUGAUUUCAUUGUUGCUAAAGCAAGAGGUAAAAGUGGUCCACUGUUCACAUUUGGUGUUCAUGAUGAUAUUCGAAUGGUUAGUGAUGCUAGUUUAGAGAAAGAAGACUCGCAUGCAGGGAAAGUGUUACUGAGAAAUUGGUAUGAAAGGAACAAACAUAUUUUUCCUGCUAGUCGAUGGGAACCAUUUGAUCCUUUAAAGACAUUUGCCAAAUACACAAUUAAAGACAAAACACAAAAACAUGAAGCAACACAAAAAAACUAAAAAUUGAAUUAAAUUAAAUUGUAAUGUAAAAUAUGUAAAUACAAAAAUUAACCAGUUUUAUCAAAUGGCUUCUUUGUUUUGAUGUUUCAGGUAUUAAAAUCCGAAUAAAAUACAAUAACAAGAUUUUUGCAACUAGAACAUUUGGUCUCAGGUUUGUAAAAAA
Molecule: messenger RNA, 1401 nt
Organism: Metopolophium dirhodum (rose-grain aphid)
Lineage: Eukaryota; Metazoa; Arthropoda; Insecta; Hemiptera; Aphididae
Product: protein FAM50 homolog
Exons: 2
Coding region: 195-1238 (347 amino acids)
Biological process (GO): chromatin organization
Cellular component (GO): nucleus
Source: RefSeq, a predicted model, not a curated record